Molecule: messenger RNA, 1230 nt
Organism: Camponotus floridanus (Florida carpenter ant)
Lineage: Eukaryota; Metazoa; Arthropoda; Insecta; Hymenoptera; Formicidae
Exons: 1
Coding region: 1-1230 (409 amino acids)
Source: RefSeq, a predicted model, not a curated record
AUGAUUUCUCUCGAUGUCACUGCAUUGUUCACGAAUAUUCCCAAGGAUUUGGUUGUGAGUGCUGUCACUAAACGUUGGAAUCACAUCGCGCCUAAUACGAAAUUUAACUUAUCACAGUUUUUAUACGUGAUUGAAAUGAUUUUGGACUCUACUAGUUUUACAUUCAACGGACAGUUUUACGAACAGAUUUUUGGCAGUCCUAUGGGUUCUCCUUUGUCACCUAUCUUGGCCGAUAUUGUGACGGAUGACUUGGAAACACAUUGUUUGAGUCUGCUGAAUUUCAAUGUGCCAGUUUAUUACAGAUAUGUUGAUGACAUUUUUACCAUUGUUCCACGCUCUAAAGUGGAAAUGAUAAAAUCGACCUUUAAUAAUUAUCAUCAACGCUUGGCUUUUACGCAUGAAAUUGAAUGUGAUUCUCGUAUCAGCUUUCUCGACACGGUUGUUAUUCGAUCUGAUGGUUGUCUUCUAACCGAUUGGUUUAGGAAACCCACUUGUUCUAACAGAUUUAUUAAUUUUCAUUCUAAACAUCCGAUGAAAUACAAAUUGAACACCAUUUAUAGUCUUGUUGACCGCGCUAUAUUAUUGGCUGAUUCUCAAUUUCAUGCGAAGAACAUUGAUACUGUUAGGCGGAUUCUUUCCAAUAAUUGUUUUCCGAGCCAAAUCAUUAACCGUUAUGUGCAAAAAAGACUACAAUUCUUGAAACAUCGUGAUAAUGCUAAUAUUGAUAAUGAAUGUGACAAUGCAGUGGCAUCUUCGUACAUUUCUUUGCCGUUCGUUGAUGGCCUGAGUGAUGAAUUUGAUCACGUUUUUAAAAACAUAGGCCUAAAUGUGGAUUAUAAUGUUCCUAAAAAACUCAAUGUACUGAUUAAACGCGGUAAAGAUAAGCUGCCUACGAACAACAUGACGGAAGUAGUUUACAAAUUAGAUUGCAAAAAUUGCAAUAAGUCAUAUAUUGGCCAAACAAAAAGACAUUUAUGCACUCGUAUAAAAGAACAUCGUAAUAACAUUAAAGUGCAUGAAAGUAAUUUUUCCGUUAUUAGUAAACAUAAAGUUGAUUUUAAUCAUGACUUCGAUUGGUCCGCACCGGUUAUUUUACAUAGCGAGAAACACGCGAGAAAGAGAGAAUUUGCUGAAAUGUUUUAUAUAAAAAAGCUUGACAACACGAUCAACUUACAAAAGGACACCGAUAAUUUAAACGAUAUUUAUGAUAAAAUAAUAAAGGUUGUCUAG